Miscanthus lutarioriparius is the source of this 2112-nucleotide messenger RNA. The record is from the annotation of a GenBank genome assembly. NCBI's taxonomy places the organism in Eukaryota, Viridiplantae, Streptophyta, Magnoliopsida, Poales, Poaceae.
AUGGGCGGCCUCUGCUCCAAGGAGGGCGUCGUGGAGGCGCCACCCGCCGCGCCCCACCCCGUGGUGCAGCUGCAGAAGGCGUCGAGCCAGUCCCUGAAGCAGCUCAUCACGCUCACCGCCAAGGAGGACGCCGCCGCCGUCGUGAACGCCGUCAUCUCCCGGACGGAGUCCAACGCCAAGGCCAACGGCAUCGGCGCGCCCGCGCCGGCGAAAGAGGUCGUGGAGAAGACCGCGCCUCCCGUGGUGGUCAUCACGUCGCUCAGCAAGUCCUACAGCACCGCGGGGGCGCCCACGCACCACCGGUGCGCCACGCUGGACAUCGGUGGGAACAACAACAACAACGCGGCCGCGGACUGCGGCGGCGCGCAGGCGCAGGCGCAGGUGAUCUCCAGCGUGCCGCAGGGAUUCUCCGGCGAGCACGUCAUCGCCGGAUGGCCCUCGUGGCUGACGUCCGUCGCCGGAGAGAUCGUCGAGGGGUGGCUGCCCCGGCGUGCCGACACGUUCGAGCGGCUGGACAAGAUCGGGCAGGGCACGUACAGCAACGUGUACAAGGCGCGGGACCUGCAGAGCGGCAAGAUCGUGGCGCUGAAGCGGGUGCGUUUCGUCAACAUGGACCCGGAGAGCGUGCGGUUCAUGGCGCGGGAGAUCCACAUCCUCCGGCGGCUAGACCACCCCAACGUGAUCAAGCUGGAGGGCAUCGUCACCUCGCGCCUCUCGCACAGCCUCUACCUCGUCUUCGAGUACAUGGAGCACGACCUCGCCGGCCUCGCCGCGCUGUCGGGGCAGCGCUUCACGGAGCCGCAGGUCAAGUGCUUCAUGCACCAGAUCCUCGAGGGCCUGCGCCACUGCCACGCGCGCGGCGUCCUGCACCGGGACAUCAAGGGCUCCAACCUCCUCAUCGGCGACAACGGCGUGCUCCGGAUCGCCGACUUCGGGCUCGCCACCUUCUUCGACCCCGGCAAGACGCAGCCCAUGACCAGCCGCGUCGUCACGCUCUGGUACCGCCCGCCGGAGCUCCUGCUCGGCGCCAACGAGUACGGCGUCGCCGUGGACCUGUGGAGCACCGGCUGCAUCCUCGCCGAGCUGCUGGCCGGCAAGCCCAUCAUGCCCGGCCAGACCGAGAUCGAGCAGCUGCACAAGAUCUUCAAGCUCUGCGGCUCUCCGUCCGAGGACUACUGGGCCAAGGCGAAGCUACCGGACGUGACGCUCUUCAAGCCGCAGCGGCCGUACCGGCGCAAGAUCGCCGAGACGUUCAAGGACUUUCCCCCCACGGCCCUGGCGCUCCUGGACACGCUGCUCGCCAUCGAGCCGUCGGCACGGGGUACGGUGGCCUCUGCUCUGGACAGCGAGUUCUUCAAGACCAAGCCGCUGGCCUGUGAUCCGGCGAGCCUGCCCAAGUACCCGCCCUGCAAGGAGUACGACGCCAAGCUCCGAGGCCAGGAGGCCAGCAGGCAAAACGCAGCGGGCAUCGGAGGCAAGGGCUCUGUAUCCGUCAAACCGGGGAGAGACGAAGCCAAGGGCGCCGCGCCAGCUCAGGACGUCGCCAUUGCCGACUACCAGAGGAGGCAGGCGCGCGCCAACCAGAAGAGCACCAGCCACCACUACAGCUCCCUGGAAGACAGCGUGCCGGGCUUCCGCAUCGAGCCACCGGCCGUGGCCGUGCGCGGGCCGGCGACGCUGCAGACCGGCGGCGGCUUCGGGUCGACGUGGUACAACCGGACCGACCAGCGGGCAGUCUCGCGCGCGUCCAGCUCCGUCAGGGCGUCGGCGUCGCACCUCACCUCGCAGCGGUCCUACGCGCAGUCCCGGGGCACCGACCUGCACCCGAGCUCGUCGGCUGCCACCAACGCCAACUCCAGGUACAACCGGCUGGACGUCGCGGAGCCGGCCAACGCCGUCGGCCGCCCCGGCUCCUCCCACCAGAAGGACCUCGGCAUGCGGGACGCAUCAGUUGGUUUCGGAGGGAGGAACAAGAGGAUCCAUUACUCGGGGCCGCUGAUGCCGCGCGGCGGGAACAUGGAGGACAUGCUCAAGGAGCACGAGAAGCAGAUCCAGCAGGCCGUGCGCAAGGCGCGAGUCGAGAAGGAGAAGACCAACAGGCACUAUUACUGA